This is a messenger RNA of Verticillium alfalfae VaMs.102, 1743 nucleotides long. RefSeq names its product pantothenate transporter FEN2. Gene Ontology annotation, molecular function: transmembrane transporter activity. Gene Ontology annotation, biological process: transmembrane transport. The transcript is spliced from 2 exons. The coding region runs from base 1 to 1743 and encodes 580 amino acids. Lineage: Eukaryota; Fungi; Ascomycota; Sordariomycetes; Glomerellales; Plectosphaerellaceae. Gene Ontology annotation, cellular component: membrane. The record is from RefSeq and is a predicted model, not a curated record.
AUGGCCAUCGCACCAUCGGAAAACGUGGCACAGGCCCAUGAUGCCGCUGAUUCCUACGGCAAUACGGUCGCUACGCCGACGUACGACGACGCGACGGCCGAACCCGAAGUCACGGGCGUCUUCAAACAUAUCGCCAAGGUCAUCCCCUACUUUCGCAACCCGCGCCAUGUGCUUGUCUUCAAGCUCGAUGUCUUCCUGCUUGCCUGGAUGUUCCUCGCCGGCAUCAUGAAGGAGAUGGACCAGAGCGCGACGACGCAGGCCUACGUCUCGGGUAUGCGCGAGUCGCUGUCGCUUUACGGCAACGAGCUCGUCCUCUUCAACACCUUUUUCAGCAUCGGCUACGCCAUCGGCCUCGUGCCGGGCCAGCUCAUCCAGACACGCUUGCGGCCGUCGCUCUUUCUGCCCUUCUGCGAGAUGGCCUGGGGCUUCUUUGUGCUCUUCACCUACAAGGCCAAAAGCGCCGAGACGGUCUACGCGCUGCGCUUUUUCCUCGGUCUGCUGUCGGCCGCCUUCUGGCCCUCGGUCGUCGCCCUCAUCUUCAACUGGUACACGCCGCGCGAGCUCGCCGUGCGCCUGGCCGUCUUCACCGUCUCGGACGUCGCAGGCGCCAUGUUCCUCGGUGCCCUUCAGGCCGCCCUUUACCGCAACAUGGACGGCGUCCACGGCCUGCAUGGUUGGCAGUGGCUCUUCGUCAUUGCCGGCGCCGCCACCAUCGGCCAGGGUCUCAUCGCCUUCUUCACGAUCCCCGACAGCCCGGCCAUCACGCGCGCCAUCUGGCUCUCCCCCGCCGAGCGCGUCCUUGCCCGCGACCGCAUGGCCUCGUUCGGCGCCAAGACGUCCUCGAUGCUGCGCCCGGCGGCCCUGCGCCGCAAGCUCCGCCAGAUCGUCGUCCACCCCGUCACCUACUUUUUCCUCUUCGCCUUUGCCCUCAACGCCUGGGCGCACCGCGCCAACGCCUACUUUGUCCUGUACCUCGAGUCGCUGACCAACGCCGACGGGUCCCGCCGCUACAGCGUCUACCAGGUCAACGUGCUGCCGCUCGGCGGCUACGCCCUGCAGAUCGUCACGACCGUCGGCCUCAACGCCCUCUCCGACUGGAAGCACUGGCGCUGGCAGGUCAGCAUCGGCAGCGCCGCCUUCCACGGCCUCUUCCUCGCCGUCCUCUGCGCCUGGCCGCCCAACGACCGCGUCGUCCUGAGCUUCUACUUCCUCACCUACGCCACCAAAGCCCGGAUCCCUCCUUCGCUCAUGGCCUGGUUCGCCGAGAUUUCUGCGCAAGGAGCCCCGAAGCACCGCGCCAUCAUCCAAAAUCUCGAGCUGGUUUUCGACGGCCCCCUGGGACACACAAUCAGCCUUUCCUGUCCCAUAUGUCCUACAGACUUCGAGGUGCGGUUUGAGGAAGAUGCUCAGGAAAAGACCCUGGUCAUUCAGACAUGGAAGGAUGCCGGUGAUAACUAUGGUGGGCCUACCCUCCCGGAUGCGUGGCUUGCCCGUGAACGGAAAGGGUUCAGGUUAAGCCGCUCUGGAAUUUUCAGAUGCGGAAAUGCCCGCAGCCUAUUCGAGAAUGGUGUUGAGCUUCCUCAGACGCCUCAGGUGCCUCAGAUGCCUCAGAUGCCUCAGAUGCCUCAGAUGCCUCAGACGCCUCAGACGCCGAAACUGUCAGAGCGAAUGCUUGAAAGGUUGCGGCACGGAGUAGCCCGGAUUGUUCAUUUUGCUCGUAGCUCGACAGUGCUGAACACUUGA